Molecule: messenger RNA, 1420 nt
Organism: Zea mays
Lineage: Eukaryota; Viridiplantae; Streptophyta; Magnoliopsida; Poales; Poaceae
Product: probable xyloglucan endotransglucosylase/hydrolase protein 27
Exons: 4
Coding region: 173-1216 (347 amino acids)
Biological process (GO): cell wall biogenesis; xyloglucan metabolic process
Cellular component (GO): apoplast; cell wall
Molecular function (GO): hydrolase activity, hydrolyzing O-glycosyl compounds; xyloglucan:xyloglucosyl transferase activity
Source: RefSeq, a predicted model, not a curated record
UCCAGCUAUCCCCAAUACGAACAAAUCAAUGGGGGCGAAACUUGAAAAUGAAGCUGCAUCGUCGCUUUGUCUCUACUCUUGGUACUGGUACGACACAAGGACGAAGCAACAAGUCAGAGCGCGAGGCCGUGGACGUGUGCGCUAGUCGGGCGGGAUACGGUCGCUAGCAGCCAUGGCAUCAUCGAGUGCUGCUCUCGCCGUCCUGAUGCUCAGCUGGGCGGCGGCUCUCGCGGCCGCGUCGUCGCCGGUGACGUUGUUCGAAGCCGGCUACAUGCCGCUGUUCGGCGGCGGCAACCUAGUACCGUCGCCCGGCGGCCGCUCCGUCCGCCUCAAACUUGACCGCCACACCGGCUCCGGGUUCGUGUCCCGAUCGUCUUACCACCAUGGAUUCUUCAGCGCUUCCAUCAAGCUGCCCGACCAUCACACCGCCGGUGUCGUCGUCGCCUUCUACCUGUCGAACGCGGACGUGUUCCCUGGCAACCACGACGAGGUGGACUUCGAGCUGCUGGGCAACCGGCGGGGCCACGAGUGGCGCGUCCAGACCAACAUCUACGGCAACGGCAGCACCUCCCGCGGGCGCGAGGAGCGGUACCUCCUCCCCUUCGACCCCACCCUCCGGCCGCACGCCUACGCCGUGGCCUGGACCCCCACGGCCAUCCUCUUCUACGUGGAUGGGACGCCCAUCCGCGAGGUGGUCCGCGUGCCGGCCAUGGGCGGCGACUUCCCGUCCAAGCCCAUGUCCGUGUACGCCACCAUCUGGGACGGCUCCGCCUGGGCCACCGAGGGCGGGCGGUACAAGGUCGACUACGCCUUCGCGCCCUUCGCCGCCGACUUCUCGUCGCUCGUCCUGAGCGGCUGCCCCGUCGCCGGCGGCGGCGACGACCUCGCGGCCGCCGAGUGCCAGGUGGCCACGAUGACGGCGGACUGCGCCGUCAUGACCCCCGCCAAGCGCGCCGCCAUGCGCCGCUUCCGCCGCCGGUACCUCCUCUACACGGUGUGCCACGACAUGUACCGCUACAACGGCACCGUCUUCCCCGAGUGCGACGCCGACGGCUCGGAACGCGACGACUUCCACAAGUGGGGCGAGUCCAAGCGCGUGUCUCCCAGCAGCCGCGGGUACAAGCAGCAGCAGCAGCGCGCGGACAAGGCCGUCGCCGUUGCCGCGCCUGGCCGGCCCGACACGUGGCCGACCGUAGGGACAUUACGUGUCGACUAAUAAUGAUAUGUUACGGUUAUUAGGAGAUUGAUGGAUUUAUAUUAGUGGACAAAUACAAACAAGCAUAGCUGGCUGAACCGCUGAAGUACAUGGUACUGCUGCAAUGGACACACAUUACACAUAGAUAUAGAUUCCAUAUACAUAUGUAGUGUACACUUAACUCUUUUCAGUCUGAUAAUAUAUAUACUCCAACUUAUAGUUUGA